CGCGUGGCCCGGAAGCGGAAGCGGCGCGGCGCAUGGCGGCGGGGACAUGGCGCGGGAGAAACAGCCGGAGGCAGCGGCGGAGGCGGAGGGGACGCCCGAGCGCUCGUACCGAGAGCAGCUCGACUACCUGAACCCCAUCGCCCAGCCGCUCGCCUCCCGCAAGCUGACGCGCAAGCUCUACAAGUGUAUCAGGAAAGCGGUCAAGCACAAGCAGAUCCGUCGCGGUGUGAAGGAGGUCCAGAAGUUCAUCAACAAGGGCGAGAAGGGGAUCACGGUGCUGGCCGGCGACACGCUGCCUAUCGAUGUGUACUGCCACAUCCCUAUCAUGUGCGAGGACAGGAGCCUCCCCUACGCAUACGUCCCUUCCAAAUCGGACCUGGGAGCCGCCGCCGGCUCGAAGCGCCCAACCUGCGUCAUCAUGAUCAAACCCCACGAGGAGUACCAGGAGACCUACGAUGAGUGCCUGGAGGAGGUGGGGGCCCUGCCCUUGCCCCUCUGAAGAGAUGGGGACAGAGGUUGGGGGGGCAGUGGCGGGGUCCUUGUCCCCCCACCUCAGCUCUUUGCGGGGACACUGAUGGGGUGGGGAGGGGGGUGAGCACUGUGUGGGGUGUAUG
Calidris pugnax (ruff) is the source of this 614-nucleotide messenger RNA. RefSeq names its product NHP2 ribonucleoprotein (gene NHP2). The transcript is spliced from 4 exons. Bases 47 to 499 code for a protein of 150 amino acids. Gene Ontology annotation, molecular function: box H/ACA snoRNA binding. The record is from RefSeq and is a predicted model, not a curated record. Gene Ontology annotation, biological process: rRNA pseudouridine synthesis; snRNA pseudouridine synthesis. Gene Ontology annotation, cellular component: nucleolus; box H/ACA snoRNP complex. NCBI's taxonomy places the organism in Eukaryota, Metazoa, Chordata, Aves, Charadriiformes, Scolopacidae.